AUGGCUGACAAGAAAAUAAAGGAAAAGAUCAAGAAUAAAGAUCGCAUCGUAGCAUCUCUUCUGCGGCAAGCUGAUUUUUUGGAAGCGUAUGAUGAACUGCAGACAGGUCAAAUUCAAGCUCGUCUAGAAAAGCUUGAGAAAAAGUGGGAUGAGUUUGAGGAAGUCCAGGAGGAAAUAGCUGCCCUGGAUGAGAAGGGAGAAUAUAAAGAGGAAUGUUUGAAUAUCGAUAAGGAGUUCGAAGCUCAAUAUUUCGAAAUACGAGCAGAGUUUUUGGAAAAGUUACAAGCUACUACUACUCCAGCAGGAGGAUUUGAUACGAGUGUUGUGCGUAAUAAUACUGCAUUGGGGAAUCACACUGGCGUCAGGCUUCCGCAAAUAUCGCUACCUGAAUUCAACGGCGACUAUCGCAAUUGGCUUUCAUUCAAAUCUACUUUUGUGUCAUUGAUUCACGAAUCGAACGAUAUCAAUGAUGUACAAAAGUUUCAUUAUUUGAAAUCAGCACUGAAGGGUGAAGCUGCAAAGCUCAUACAAUCCCUCACUGUGACAGGGGAAAAUUAUAUAAUUGCUUGGGAAACGAUUACCAAACGGUACUCGAAUGAAUAUCUGCUUCGAAAAAGGCACUUGCAGGCCCUGAUGGAAUAUCCGAAAUUGGAGCACGAAUCGGCUGCGGCAAUCCAUGGUUUAGUUGAUGAGUUCGAGCAACGACUAAAGAUACUCAAACAACUAGGGGAGCACACAGAACACUGGGGUGCUAUGAUCGUCCACUGGAUGUGCUCCAAGUUGGACAUGCUCACAUUGCAGUUGUGGGAAUACCACGUAGUAUCAAUCAAGGAACCGUCGUUCACAAUAUUGGUGGAAUUUUUGGAGCGGAGGACACGUGUGUUGGAAGCAGUACUAUCAAACACAGUAGAAGCUAUGGGUAAAUCAACCGUCAAACGUCAACGAGCAGUUGUAUCGGCCACCACUGAAGCUGAAUCCAGAUCAUCUGCUUGCUGCUGCUGCGGGGAUCAACAUCAUUUAGCAAAAUGUUCUCGUUUUCAGAAAAUGAAAUUUAAUGAGCGAUUGCAGUUCGUAAAUACAAAACGACUUUGUAGCAAUUGCUUUCGAACCGGUCAUUGGGUCCGCGACUGCAAUUCCAAGUCUAACUGCAGGACAUGCGAUAAAAGGCAUCACACUAUGAUUCACCCUGGUUUUCCGGCUGGUACUGGAAUGGCCAAUAUCCGCCAAUCUUCCUCAAAACAUGCAGGUCAAAAAGAUGCACAAGGAACAAGCUCUCUUUCAGUAACUGAUGGCAACGGAGCCUCGACACGCGAAGACAUCGAGGAACCUAGCGUCGGUUCAUACAAUGUGGGGAUCAGUUCCAAUAAGUCGAACGUAUUCCUAUCAACAAUUAUAUUAACAAUCCGAGACUGUAAUGGCAGAAAGCAUUUAGCACGAGCGCUUCUGGACAAUGGUUCGCAGAUCAAUAUCAUCAGCGAACACUUAUGUCAAAUACUACGUUUGAGGCGGAGAGCAGUGAGUGUUCCAAUUUGCGGAAUUGGACGAACGGAAUGUACAGCGAGGCAAACAGUGUCCGCUACUAUCGGAUCAAGAACGACAGGUUUUUCGGAGGAAUUAGAUUUUUUGGCGAUGCAACGGAUUACUACAGAGUUGCCUUCAGUAACAGUACCAGUUCAACAUUGGAGAAUUCCGCAAAAUAUGCAGUUGGCAGAUCCAGAGUUCAAUAUACGCAACAGCAUUGAUUUGCUUCUCGGAGCAGAAUGCUUCUACGAUUUUUUCCUGGAGAACACAAUGAAGAAGAUGAGUUUGGGCCCAAAUCUUCCGGUGUUGGUGGACACUGUCUUUGGCUGGAUAGUGUCGGGACGUGCGUUGUACUCUACUGAACAAGUAGUUGGCUGUUGUUUGGCUGCGGCUUCGGAAAAUUUAGACCAUUUGUUGGAACGAUUUUGGAGAGUUGAAAGCAUCGACGAUACGCCUGCUUGGUCCAAAGAUGAGAAGGACUGCGAGGAACAUUUUGUCCGAACACAUAGUCGUGACAUAGACGGACGGUAUGUGGUGCAGCUACCCAAACGAAUUAACUACGAAAAAAUGCUUGGUAAUUCACGAUCGAUCGCAUUAAAGCGAUUCAUAAAUUUAGAGAAGCGACUAAAGCAGGACGCUGAUAUGCGGUGUCAGUAUAACGCAUUUAUGGCGGAGUACCUUCAACUAGGACAUAUGCGAGAGGUUGAUCCUGACAAACUAAAAUUGGAAACGGAAAAUGGAUUUGUCGUUUGUUAUUUGCCGCACCAUGCAGUAUUGAAGCAAUCGAGCACGACAACCAAAGUGAGGGUUGUGUUCGAUGGAUCCGCCCAAACGGAUUCAGGAUAUUCGUUGAACCAAUCAUUGUUGAAGGGACCUACAAUACAAGAUGAGCUCUUGUAUUUACUACUACGCUUUCGCAAGCACGAAGUUGCACUCAUCGGAGAUCUGGAAAAAAUGUACCGACAAGUGAAGGUUGAUGAUAAUGACGCCAAAUUACAACGCAUUUUUUGGCGGUUCACGUGCGAGGAGCCAAUGAAAGAGUACGAACUACUCACGGUAACGUACGGUUUGACGCCGUCGUCAUUCCUCACCACAAGAGUACUUCGACAACUUGCGGAGGAUGAAGGAGAUAAAUCGACAGAGGCAAAGAUCGCCUUGACCAACGACUUUUAUGUUGACGAUUACAUAGGCGGGGCACCAAGUGUAGAAGCGGCAGUGGUUUUGCGGGAACAAUUAACUGAGUUGUUGGCUAAAGGAGGAUUUUUAAUUCGAAAGUGGUGCUCGAAUAAACUCGAAGCUCUGGAUGGCGUUCCAGCGCAUCACCUUGGUACGAGAAAUCAGAUAGAUUUUGAUAUUACUUCAAACGAUGAAGUAAAAACCCUCGGAAUAUCAUGGAUACCGACAACUGAUCAACUUCGGUUUUCCUUUAGCAUCUCAGCUAUGCAAACGGAAUGGACUAAGCGGCGCAUUCUUUCGUCGAUUGCCAAGCUUUUUGACCCGCUUGGGCUAAUAUCGCCUAUAAUUGUAACAGCGAAGAUUUUCAUGCAAGAGCUUGCAUUGUUGCACUGCGGAUGGGAUGAUCCUGUUCCAUCUGAGAUGGCGGAAAGGUGGCUAACUUUCUACGAAAAAUUGGAAGGAUUAUCUGAAUUGCGAAUUGAUCGUUUCGCGUUCAUAUCGGGAUGGGUCAGCGUGCAACUUCAUUGUUUCGCUGACGCAUCGGAGCUGGCUUAUGGCACCUGCAUUUAUGUACGCUCUGUGGAUUGCACUGGUAACGUGAAGGUGGAAUUAUUAUCCUCCAAAUCUCGUGUCGCUCCUCUGAAGCGGCUUACGAUUCCGCGGCUGGAACUUUGCGCUGCGAAGGAGGCAGGAAUGCUGUACGAGAAGGUAUCAAAAUCUCUUUCGUUGGAUAAAAUACCCGCUUAUUUUUGGUCUGAUUCGACGAUUGUGCUGCAUUGGCUGAAAUCACCACCUAACAGGUGGAAAACGUUCGUGGCCAAUCGGGUUUCAUCGGUCCAGACUUCAACUUAUGGCCACGUCUGGAAGCAUGUAUCCGGUAAAGACAACCCAGCGGAUUUGGUGUCUCGCGGGUUGCCUGUAAAAGAGUUCAUUCAAAGUAAACUGUGGAGGCGAGGGCCAGAAUGGUUACAGGAUCCGAACAAUUGGCCCAAAAACGGACCGGAUGAUUCAUUUACAUAUGAAGACCUGGAACUUCGUGUUAGUCUACCAGCACUGGCUGUGAGCACUCAGCCAGACCCAUUAUUCUACUUACGUUCAUCUCUAAACUCACUUCUACGUAUCGUCUCUUACUGUUUGCGUUUCGGACACAAUACCAGGUUCCAAGCAAAGCACAUCACUGGACCUUUAGCUGUGAAGGAGAUAGGAAAAGCCAAAAGGGUGUUGACGCAUUUAGCACAAUCUGAACACUUCGCAGAGGAAAUCAGACAAUUAAGGAAACCGCAGUUAGUCCUCAAACAAUCAUCAUUGAGAUUACUAAACCCCUACCUAGAUGAGGAAGGAAUUAUCAGAGUUGGUGGUCGUCUUCGAAACUCAUCUAUUGAUUAUGUUACUAAGCACCAGGCAAUACUACCCAGUCAUCAUCCUUUCACUCGUAUGAAUUCUGGCCGAUACACGGCAAACGAGUGGUCAAUGCAGUUCUACGCAGAUGUUAUCGAUGCUUCCGUGUCAACCCUGCAAAAAUACACCAACCCAUCGGUCAACUUCCCGGAGCACGUGUUCGCCCCAGCAAACCUUUUUCAGUUACGGGCGUGGAUUACUGUGGCCCUUUCUUUUUGA
Molecule: messenger RNA, 4314 nt
Organism: Toxorhynchites rutilus septentrionalis
Lineage: Eukaryota; Metazoa; Arthropoda; Insecta; Diptera; Culicidae
Exons: 2
Coding region: 1-4314 (1437 amino acids)
Source: RefSeq, a predicted model, not a curated record